GUCCAAAUUUGGAGUAUUUGUCUCUGUUGUCCAAGACCCUGCGUAUGAACGCGUUCACGCUCCUUGUUCUUUAACUUCUCCUCUACUGACGAACGACUAUCAUGGCAUCGCAGCAGCCUCCACUCCAGCUCCUCAGCCUUCCAACGUACAGUACCACCUCAUCAUCGCGGCUGCAAGCACUUUACUCGAAUAACAUAUCCUGGCAGAAGAAUUCGGAUCCCGCUGGAUUUCACGCGAGCAUCGAAUGGUGGCGGAGAACUUUUGAAGCUUUUGUCGCCUCUGGGAUACAAACCAACAUAUCUAGCAGACUGGUAUUGAAUGCCUCUGCGAGGAUAAGUGAAAGCCUGAGGGUCGAGGGCGUCGGAAAACCGGCUGGCUUGAGUACAGUCAUUACGCCACCUGCAUUGAUUCCUCUUUCCGCUUUCCUAUCUUUGCCACAGUCCAUCUACGCAUCACAUUCACUCCUUCAUAUCCUGCCCUCGCUAGUCGCCCGUUCUGGUGGGCAUUGGGUACAAAUAGGUGUCGAUGGACUUUUCUUUUCAAACGCUGGGGACUCGAAGUGGCACGGGGAGUAUGUCAUCAUGAGCCUACUAGAACGCGCCGCCGAGAGAAUCCUGGCGGAACAGAAGGCAAAAUCUGGAGGCCCAAGUGAUGGGAUAUACAGCGUAGAAAGAUUCCGCCUGGACUUUGCUGCCUGCAUCAACGAGACUCACAUUAUGAGUGAAAUGGAUGCGAAAGUUCUUAUCAAAUUCUUGGAAAGGGAUAAGAACAUCAUUACCGUUGAUAAGGAGGUAAUUAAGUUUAUCGACAAGGAUGCUCCCCCAGAGACGUGGCGAAUCACUGCCGUUGAUCGAGGCGUACUGGAACUUAAAUCGGCCGUCGCCAAUCUUCAUGGUCAAAUCGAAGGCCUUCAAAAGAAGAUUGACCUUUCCACCCAUAAAGCUGCAGAAGCUUUGAGGCAGAAACGACAACUACAAGACGUACUGGUUAAACGACUCGGUGCGCUUGACACGCUAGAGAGCACCCUCAUUAGGGUUGAAGCAGCAGCCGCAAAUGUUCAUAUACUCGAAUCAUAUGCUCAAUCUACCUCUACCCUCCGUGCUAUCCUCUCACAUCCAUCGCGAUGGCGGAAGCCUAAUGCCGAUGCCAAAGAGAUAGACGAAGCCGUACGCAUCGGCGGAGACAUUGCAGUUGGAACAAAUGAAAUCUUUGAUGAAGAUGAAUUGCAAGCAGAGCUGAACGGGUUGAUACAGGAAAGUAAGGAGGAGGAAGAUAUGAAAGCCCUGGAGGAGAAGCAACGAUUGAAGAAAGACGAAUUGACUGUGCAAGACGUGGACGGGACGAUUGCUGAGGAAACCAAGAAAAUGGCAAUCCUCCAAAUUUAA
Desarmillaria tabescens is the source of this 1385-nucleotide messenger RNA. RefSeq lists its product as uncharacterized. The record is from RefSeq and is a predicted model, not a curated record. The transcript has 8 exons. Lineage: Eukaryota; Fungi; Basidiomycota; Agaricomycetes; Agaricales; Physalacriaceae. Bases 102 to 1385 code for a protein of 427 amino acids.